UCAUCCGGGGAAGUUCAACAUGGCAGCGCCCUGUGACAACAUGACCACAAUGUGAAGAGGGGAACAUUUCUGGUGUAGUGCACUGUUAAUAUGUGAAAACAAAGUAAAAAGUCGUGUGUGGAUAUUUUCUCUCUUGCACAACUAUUACACAUAGAUUCUGACACCUCGAGGCGAUCUGAUGGCACAACAUGCAAAAGUAUUCCGGCAUUCUUUUGACUUUGCCUUAAAAGAUGUGAAAAACUGGUUUCCAGGCCAUAUGGCAAAAGGACUUAAAGCACUUCAAGGAAGGGUGAAGGAUGCAGAUUGUAUUAUUGAAGUUCAUGAUGCAAGAAUACCCUUUUCUGGGAGGAACAAAGUGUUUGGACAAACACUUAUGAUAAGGCCUCAUAUUUUACUUCUGAACAAGAAGGACCUUGCGGACAUGUCAAUGCAAAGCCAAGUUGUAGCCAAGUUAAAAGAAGAGGGCAUGGCAAGAGUCUUGUUCACAAAUUGCAAGGAUCAGUAUGGUAGUGCUCUAACCAAAAAGCUUAUUCCAGCAAUCUUAGAUGUGGUUGAGGAGUACCCAAGAUACAACAGAAGUGAGGCAGAUGAGCUGAAGCUCCUUGUUAUAGGUGUACCUAAUGUUGGAAAGUCAUCCUUGAUAAACAGUUUAAGAAGAAUGCACAUAAAAGGAAAGAAAGGUAAAGCUACUUCUGUUGGAGGAGUUGCAGGCGUAACCAGAAGUUUAAUGGAGAAAAUAAAGCACCUCGAGGCAGAUCUGAUGGCAAAACAUGCAAAAGUAUUCCGGCAUUCUUUUGACUUUGCCUUAAAAGAUGUGAAAAAAUGGUUUCCAGGCCAUAUGGCAAAAGGACUUAAAGCACUUCAAGGAAGGGUGAAGGAUGCAGAUUGUAUUAUUGAAGUUCAUGAUGCAAGAAUACCCUUUUCUGGGAGGAACAAAGUGUUUGGACAAACACUUAUGAUAAGGCCUCAUAUUUUACUUCUGAACAAGAAGGACCUUGCGGACAUGUCAAUGCAAAGCCAAGUUGUAGCCAAGUUAAAAGAAGAGGGCAUGGCAAGAGUCUUGUUCACAAAUUGCAAGGAUCAGUAUGGUAGUGCUCUAACCAAAAAGCUUAUUCCAACAAUCUUAGAUGUGGUUGAGGAGUACCCAAGAUACAACAGAAGUGAGGCAGAUGAGCUGAAGCUCCUUGUUAUAGGUGUACCUAAUGUUGGAAAGUCAUCCUUGAUAAACAGUUUAAGAAGAAUGCACAUAAAAGGAAAGAAAGGUAAAGCUACUUCUGUUGGAGGAGUUGCAGGCGUAACCAGAAGUUUAAUGGAGAAAAUAAAGGUGUGUGAAGACCCUUUGAUCUACCUCUAUGACAGUCCAGGAAUCCUGCAACCAAAUAUCAAAGAUGUUGAAGUUGGAAUGAAACUGGCACUGUGUGCAACAGUUCAAGAUCAUUUAAUUGGUGAAGUCACCAUUGUAGACUACAUGUUAUUCUGGCUAAAUAAACAUGGAUAUUUCACGUAUGUGAAACAUUUUGAAUUAGAUGAGCCUGUGGAUGAUGUGAAGGAAUUUCUUGCCCAUAUUGCAAGAAAACACAAGAAAAUACUAAAACAGAAAUCGGUGGAAACAAAUCAGUACGUUUACAGGCUAGACUUUCAAAGUGCAGCAGUUAUAGCAUUAAAAGCAUUCAGACAAGGGAAGCUUGGCAAAUUCACCCUUGAUGAAGACAUAAUUCCAUGCUGAAAAUGCUGGAAUCGAGUUGUGCUGCUGGGUUGUCCACGUCCGUCUUCUACACGUGGAAGUGAAUUUUAAAGUGAAUGUAAAUAUUUGUUUUAAAAAAAAUUCAAGGGAUAACUUCACAUGCUACAGAAGAUACAGCUUUAUCAUGACUUUGGUGGAAUAUCAAACUAUAGUUUAACAUCUACUAUCAAAUGCAAGUCACCAUGAAAGUACAAGAAAUGCAUUAACUGCUCACUCUGCUUAAGCAAAGUGCAUAGAGUGUAAAAAGUAUUUUUAAUUGUUACUUAAGGGCAUUUUUUAUUUUAGAACUUUACACAGAUAGAUAAUAAAUACUCAUGUGUGACUAAUCAUGUCAGAAACAAAAGUUAUUACUUCUGCAGGUCCAUAUCCUUCAUUCAAUCACAUUAACUGAUUUCUGAAACUUGCAUCUCCAUAUCAGUGGCACCCAUGCACACUUAGAUCAAGAGUGCAGAGUUGCUCACCAACUGAUUGAUGAUGAUAGAGCCAUUUUCCUUCUUGUAAAGAAAACUUAUAAAUAAAUGCAGUCUAUGCAAGGUAAACACUAAAGAAAAGUUAAUAUCAUAUCUGCCGUUCACUAUUGGUAUCUUCUUAAUAAACUACAUGAAAAGUUGAGACAAGAACAUCAAUUAUGCUUGAUGAUUAUGGGCAAUGGUCCAUAUAAACUUCAGUUUUUUAGUUGAUUCAAGCAUAAGAAAAUGUUAAUUUUAAAUUUGCUAUCAUACGUUUUUGAAAUGAGUUAGAAAUAAACUGCACAGUUUGACAAGGUUUCUAAUUUUUUAUGUAGAAUUGGUGACCUGUUGCUGUGGCAAACAUAUUUGUAAUUCUGCUCAAUAUCUAUAAUAAAUGAUAUAUUUA
This is a messenger RNA of Lingula anatina, 2599 nucleotides long. RefSeq names its product mitochondrial ribosome-associated GTPase 1. Gene Ontology annotation, molecular function: GTP binding; GTPase activity. The record is from RefSeq and is a predicted model, not a curated record. Gene Ontology annotation, biological process: mitochondrial translation. Lineage: Eukaryota; Metazoa; Brachiopoda; Lingulata; Lingulida; Lingulidae. Gene Ontology annotation, cellular component: mitochondrion.